AUGUCGGCCUCGGACAUGCCUGAUGCGAUAGGCAGUCCUUCAGAGCCUAAUAAUGCCGCGCUCUACGAGUCGAGACGGAGACAGACUGUGACUGGAACACAAAUACUGGACAAUAUAGUCGCGGGAUCCAAUUUUGACAAAGAUGAGGUCGACAGAUUACGGAAACGCUUCAUGAAAUUGGACAAGGACAACAGCGGUACCAUCGAGCGAGAAGAGUUCCUGUCCCUGCCACAGGUUUCCUCGAAUCCACUGGCCACAAGGAUGAUCGCCAUCUUCGACGAGGACGGUGGGGGCGACGUCGACUUCCAGGAAUUCGUGCUCGGCCUGUCAGCCUUCUCAUCGAAGGGCAACAAGGAGGAAAAGUACAAGUUCGCGUUCAAGGUCUACGACAUCGAUCGGGACGGCUACAUCUCAAAUGGCGAGCUGUUCAUCGUUCUCAAGAUGAUGGUUGGUUCGAACUUGAAGGACCAGCAGUUGCAGCAGAUUGUGGACAAGACUAUCAUGGAGGCCGAUAAGGACGGCGAUGGCAAGAUCAGCUUCGAAGAGUUCCAGGCUAUGGUUGAGAAUACAGAUGUUAGCAUGAGCAUGACGUUGGAUCAAUUUUGA
This is a messenger RNA of Cyphellophora attinorum, 606 nucleotides long. RefSeq names its product Calcineurin subunit B. Gene Ontology annotation, molecular function: calcium ion binding; calcium-dependent protein serine/threonine phosphatase regulator activity. The record is from RefSeq and is a predicted model, not a curated record. The transcript is spliced from 5 exons. Bases 1 to 606 code for a protein of 201 amino acids. NCBI's taxonomy places the organism in Eukaryota, Fungi, Ascomycota, Eurotiomycetes, Chaetothyriales, Cyphellophoraceae.